AUGGGGGACUGGUCCAUUCUUGGCCGCUUCCUAACAGAGGUCCAGAACCAUUCCACCGUCAUCGGCAAGAUCUGGCUGACAAUGCUGCUCAUCUUCCGCAUCCUGCUCGUGGCCCUGGUGGGGGACGCCGUCUACAGCGACGAGCAGUCCAAGUUCACCUGUAACACCCUCCAGCCUGGAUGCAACAACGUCUGCUAUGACACGUUUGCUCCCGUCUCGCACUUGCGCUUUUGGGUCUUUCAGAUCGUCCUCGUCUCCACACCUUCUAUUUUCUACAUCGUCUAUGUCCUGCAAAAAAUCACCAAGAAUGAAAAGCUGGAGGUCAAGAACGCCGAAGGGUCCUCACCUUUGAGGGACAGACAUGUGGGAGUAGAUGAAGAGACGGCACUGGAAGCUGGCAGUCCUGAUCGCACUACCUGUACCAACGAGGACUGGAUCUCACAGGAAGGUGAAUAUGAGGAGAGUCAGAUGGAAGAGCAAGUGGCAGAAGUAGGAAAGGACCCAACCCAACUCUCCAGUCAAGUCCUCCUUAUCUACAUCAUACAUGUGCUGCUGCGCUCCAUCAUGGAGGUGAUCUUCCUCAUCGGGCAGUACUACCUGUUUGGGUUUGAAGUCCCACACCUGUUUCGCUGUGACACCUACCCCUGUCCAAACAGAACUGACUGCUUCGUGUCCCGAGCAACAGAGAAAACCAUCUUCCUCAACUUCAUGUUCAGCGUCAGUCUCGGCUGCUUCAUCUUGAACAUCGUGGAGCUGCAUUACCUCGGCUGGAUUUACAUUUUCAGAGUCCUGUUCUCUGCAUGCUGUCCCUGCUGUGAGUCGGACAGAGACCCCGCGCAUCAAGUGGAACUCUAUUCUGACAACAACCCGCUGCUGCUGGAGCUCAAACACUCUUUACGUGGCAGGGUUGUCCUGCAGGCCACCUCCGCUGUGUCCAGGGACAAGAGCAGCUGUGUGUCAAACCCGGCGCCGGCCAUCUCCUUCGAGACGGACUCAACACUUGAGUGCACUUCGAAGAGAAAUUCAGAUGAAAAAGAACGCACCAAAACUAGACUGCACAACUUGGGCAAAAUAGGAAGAGGCAAAAAGUCAUGGCUUUGA
Messenger RNA from Stegastes partitus (bicolor damselfish), 1101 nucleotides. RefSeq names its product gap junction delta-2 protein-like. The record is from RefSeq and is a predicted model, not a curated record. Gene Ontology annotation, cellular component: connexin complex. Gene Ontology annotation, biological process: cell-cell signaling. The transcript has a single exon. The coding region runs from base 1 to 1101 and encodes 366 amino acids. Gene Ontology annotation, molecular function: gap junction channel activity. NCBI's taxonomy places the organism in Eukaryota, Metazoa, Chordata, Actinopteri, Pomacentridae.